AUGCACGCAGCAUCCGAACACUGUCAAAAAUACGCAUAUUCCUCUGUUGGAUACAAGAAAUCGUUAUCCACAACUCUGGAGGGUUACUCUAUUCAGCGUGGCAAUAUGCGUGUCGUUUUAUGUGCUCUUAGCAUUGGCUACCGUGAACCUGAAGCCGAAUCCGAGUCCAACUCCAAGUCCGAAUUCGAUGCUAUAGCUAAAAAUGAAUACAUUACAUCAUUUUAUGAAGGAUGGCGGGACCUUAUGGAUAACAAAUCAGAUCCGCGAACGAGAAAUUGGCCCUUAAUGAGUUCGCCCUUCCCCACCAUAGCAAUUAGUUUAACAUACGCUUAUUUUGUAAAAGUACUUGGUCCCAAAUUGAUGGAAAACAGAAAACCCUUUCAGUUAAGAAAAGUUUUGAUUGUCUAUAAUUUUGCACAAGUCAUAUUUAGUGCCUGGCUAUUUUAUGAAUCCUGCAUAGGAGGCUGGCUAAAUGGUUACAAUAUUCGAUGCGAACCAGUCGACUACUCCCCUUCUCCAGCAGCGUUAAGGUUAAAUAAAUAA
Molecule: messenger RNA, 543 nt
Organism: Teleopsis dalmanni
Lineage: Eukaryota; Metazoa; Arthropoda; Insecta; Diptera; Diopsidae
Product: elongation of very long chain fatty acids protein-like
Exons: 6
Coding region: 1-543 (180 amino acids)
Biological process (GO): fatty acid elongation, monounsaturated fatty acid; sphingolipid biosynthetic process; fatty acid elongation, polyunsaturated fatty acid
Cellular component (GO): endoplasmic reticulum membrane
Molecular function (GO): fatty acid elongase activity
Source: RefSeq, a predicted model, not a curated record